Tigriopus californicus is the source of this 2626-nucleotide messenger RNA. Its product is annotated as thioredoxin reductase 1, cytoplasmic-like. Gene Ontology annotation, biological process: cell redox homeostasis; cellular response to oxidative stress; glutathione metabolic process. Gene Ontology annotation, molecular function: flavin adenine dinucleotide binding; glutathione-disulfide reductase (NADPH) activity; thioredoxin-disulfide reductase (NADPH) activity. The record is from RefSeq and is a predicted model, not a curated record. Gene Ontology annotation, cellular component: mitochondrion; cytosol. Lineage: Eukaryota; Metazoa; Arthropoda; Copepoda; Harpacticoida; Harpacticidae. The transcript is spliced from 2 exons. Bases 171 to 2258 code for a protein of 695 amino acids.
GAUGCUUAUUUAGUAGUAGUGCCUUAUCCUGGCCUUUGGCUUGCAGUGCACGGAGUGGCCAUUGCACGGAUUGUUCGUUAUCCUUCGUGACUGGACGAUAACGAUCAAUCACAAAAAAAAAAAAGGGCAUCGAUUUGAAUUGAACCGGACUUGCUGAUGGUGCAAGCCUCAUGCUACUGUUUCCAGGCGUGAGCCGCUGUUCAAGCAGCUGGCUGGCCCUGCUGAGCAAGGCACCUGCCACCUACCGCCACUCAUCCAAGACAUCAUCAUUCUUGUCAUCAUCAUCAGCAUUUGCGUUCAGACCCUCCCUCUGCUCGUACUGGCCAUAUUCAACCCGGGCUCAGCACAAGACUUGGACGGGUCAGAGGAGUCUCUUCUCAUCUAGUCCCAUCUCGUUCAUUUCAGUCAGAUCCUCUUCCUCCUCGAGCUCAUUGAAGCGCAAUCAGGUGGCUCCAUCCGAGGCCAUGGCUCCUGUGGAAGGAACUGGGGUCAAGGCCAAAGUGGAGGGUCUGAUUAAAGGCCAUACGGUUAUGGUCUUCUCCAAGACCACUUGCCCUUUCUGCGAUCAAAUCAAGGACCUGUUCAAGCAACGGGAGAUUCAGGCCGAAUACCUGGAGCUGGACACGCUGGGCCAAGAAGGGACCGACAUACAAGAGGCUCUUCUGGAGAUCUCCGGACAGAAAACUGUGCCCAAUGUGUUCAUAAACGGCAAACAUUUUGGUGGCUGCAGUGAUGCCUUGAGCGCGGAUUCCUCCGGACAGCUCAAGGGCCGGAUUCGAGCUGGAUUCCAUGACUAUCAGUUCGACACGAUAGUGAUUGGCGGCGGAUCUGGAGGGCUAGUGGCCUCCAAAGAGUGUUCUCGUCUUGGCCAAAAGGUGGCAGUGUUCGACUUUGUUCAACCCACUCCCCUGGGCUCCACCUGGGGCUUGGGGGGUACGUGUGUGAACGUGGGCUGCAUUCCCAAGAAGCUCAUGCAUCAAGCCGCUCUCCUGGGAGGCAAUGUUCAAGACGCUCAGAUGUUUGGUUGGAGCCUGUCCGGCGAUAGCAAACCCUCCCUGGAUUGGCCCAAGAUGGUGGAGGCCAUCCAGAGCCACAUUGGAUCCCUCAACUGGGGCUACAAGGUGGCCCUCCGGGACAAGAAGGUCAAGUACUUGAACGAGUAUGCUCGCUUUGUGGACGCCCACACCAUCAAGGGCGUCAACAAGAAGGGCAAAGAAACCGAAUACACUGCUCAAAACUUUGUCUUGGCCAUGGGCGGACGGCCCAAGUAUCCGGACAUUCCUGGCGCCAAGGAGCUGGGAAUCACCUCUGAUGAUCUGUUUUCUCUGCCCUAUAACCCGGGUAAGACGCUCUGCGUGGGCGCCAGUUACAUCUCGCUGGAGUGCGCAGGGUUUUUGAAAGGGGCCGGUCUGGACACGACCGUGAUGGUACGGUCCAUUCUGUUGCGAGGCUUCGACCAGCAAAUGGCCAACAAGAUCGGCGACUACAUGGAGGAAGAGGGUGUCAACUUCAUCCGAGAGUGCGUCCCAUACAAGAUGGAACGGGUAGAGGAAGGUCAACCCGGCAAGAUCAAGGUGUACGCCAAAUACAACGAUGGCACGGAGUUCACGGAUGUGUUCAACACGGUCCUGUUUGCCAUCGGUCGGGAUCCGUGCACUUCAGGCUUGGGCUUGGAGGAGGUUGGCGUGAAAUUGGCCAAGAAUGGGAAAAUCAUUCACGACGAAGCCGAAAGAACGUCCGUGUCCAAUAUCUAUGCCAUUGGAGACGUUCUCCAGGACAAGGCCGAGCUGACCCCACUGGCCAUCAAGCAGGGUAUGCUUCUGGCUCGCCGUAUCACAUUGGGUGACAAGUUGCUCACACAUUACGAGAACAUCCCCACCACAGUGUUCACGCCCCUCGAGUAUGGGUGUGUCGGCCUCUCCGAGGAAGACGCCGAGGCCAAGUAUGGCCGAGACGAUAUUGAGGUGUUCCAUAAGAACUUCUGGCCCUUGGAAUGGACCCUGGCCAAGCGCUCGGAAGCGGCUUGCUAUCUCAAAUUGGUGUGCCGACCCUCUGAGGACAUGAAAGUGGUGGGUUUCCACUAUCUUGGCCCCAAUGCGGGUGAGAUCACGCAAGGCUACGCCGGCAUGAUGGUCAUGGGCGCAAAGAAGGCCGACUUUGACCGAAUGGUCGGCAUCCACCCCACCAACGCGGAAUGGUUUAUCAGCAUGGAUAUCACCAAAAGCUCCGGAGUCUCGCCCACUGCAGCGGGAUGCUGAGGUUAAAGUGAGCUACCCAUUUCAAGCCACGCAAAGAGAGCCCUCAUGACCUCUCUUCUGGCCUUUGAAAGUGGUAGCAGAAGCAGUUAGUGCUCGCCCACUAACUAACCUCCGUUUUAUGGCGCUCCAAAGUCUUUCGUUAUGACGCUUAAAUUCGCAAGCCAGUUUCCACAUUGGUGAAUUUGAACUGAUGAGAAGAGCUGGAGCCAGCCAUGUUCUAAUCCAUCCCUGAUCGGUGCCUCUUUGAACCUUUUUUUGAUAUGUAACCCGCAAAAUCAUACGAAAUCCCUUUCUAGACUUAGACUUAUUCUUCGUACAACGUAAAGUACAGUAUGUCGCUGACAAUAAAAGCUUCUAGUGUUCGUUCA